Molecule: messenger RNA, 4009 nt
Organism: Panicum virgatum (switchgrass)
Lineage: Eukaryota; Viridiplantae; Streptophyta; Magnoliopsida; Poales; Poaceae
Exons: 4
Coding region: 872-3748 (958 amino acids)
Molecular function (GO): protein dimerization activity
Source: RefSeq, a predicted model, not a curated record
GACCGGUAAAUCCGGUUUACCGGAAAAUUUACCGUUACCGGUAGUGUCCGAGAAAUGGAUUUCGGUGAUAUUUCGCAUUUACCGUUUUCAAAUUUGAAAAUUUCAAAAAAAUUAUAUAAAAUAGGGUAAAAAUCUGAUAAAAAACUAGACAUUUUUAUGAGCAUUUUGGACUAAUAUUUUUUGUUGAAAUGUAACCUCAUAUGUUGUGUAAAAAAAAAAGAAAAUGAGCUUUUACUGUUGAACGACUCACCUUAUCCAUUCGCACGCCCCGAGCAGCCGUCCACCCUCCCCAUUUCUCCUCCUCCAGUCCUCCGACACCCGAGCUGCUCCCUCCUUGGCUCCCGGCGAUUUCCGACCGGAUCCCACCGGUUUCCGCGCUCGUGGAGGCGGUUUCCGACCGGCAAGAAGAGGUUUCCGGGCGGGCGCGGGCGCCGGUGCCGCUGCCGGCCGCUCCCGUCAUUUCCCGAGCGGAAAUCGGGGUGUUUCGGCCGGAUUUCGUCGCCGGUCGCGCGUAGCUUCCGCUUGCUCCGGGUUUUGCGGUUUUCGGAAGUUCCGGCCGGUAAAUCUUUGAUUCCGACCGGUUUUUCUCCCUACCGACCGGAUCCGGCUGCUGUGGGUAAGGUUUUUUUUGUUUGAAUUUUUUUAUGGUAGCAAGUAGUGUAAUAUAAGUAUUAGUAGAAGUAUACAAUGUUUUUAUGGAUUAGAAAACGAGAAUGUGCAUGUAUUUGUUAUUCAUGUUUUGUUAUGUAUGUGUAUGAGUACAAAUGUGAAAAUUAAUAUGCAUGUGUUAUGACAAAUUGAGAAUGUGCAUGUUUUUUUGGUAUGUGAAUAUGCAUGUGCAUGUGUAUGAAUGUUGCACCGUUGCAGGUAAAUGGUUGACCCUGUUUGGGAGCAUGGAGAAAAAAGGGGAUCGGGUUUCAAGUGCAAGUAUUGUGGCACAUCAAAGAGCGGUGGAGGGGCAACACGGUUCAAGGACCACUUGGCACAUAGAGGUCAUGAUGUUAUUGAUUGCCCUUCGGUUCCCCCCGCGGUGAAGAACUUUUUCAUUAGUGAGUUGGACAAGAUAAAGGCGAAGAAGUAUGAAAGACAGCAAGAUAGACGUAGGAGAGAUGCUGCAGCUCGAAGUACUCAAUAUGUUGACUUUGAAGGUGAGGAAGAAGAAGAAGAAGAGCAGGAUGAUGAGUUGCAGCAAGCUUUGAGACAUUCACGGGAAGAGUAUGAGUUUAGGCAAAGGGCUGGUCCAAGGUAUGAGAGGGGUGGUGGUUCUGGAUCAGGCCAGGCACGGGAUCCAGGUGGUGGCUCUAGACCAAUUGGGAGGAUGUUUUCUAGGAGUCGGUCACAUAUCCCCGAGCGGGCAAGGGACUAUAACCUUGCUACUGCUUCCGGACCGAGGCAGCAGAGGAUUGAUACGGGGCCUUGGACGUCUAAGGGGAGGACUGCGAGAGAGUUGCUGGGUAGGGCGUGGUCAAAGGCUUGCCACUCCGUUGGUAUUCCUGGACGGAAGGUAGAUGACCCUUACUUUAGGGCGGCCAUCAUAGAGACACAGAAACAAGGUACUGGGGUCACGAUCCCAACUGGGAGGGACAUUGAUGGAAAAUAUCUUUCAGAGAACGUGGAGGAGAUAAAGAAGGAGAUCAACAAGUGGAAGCAAGAGUUCCCUGAGUAUGGUGCCACUAUCAUAUGUGAUUCAUGGACCGGUAUUUCUCGCAAUAGCGUAAUCAACUUCUUGGUAUAUUGCAAUGGAAUGAUGUACUUCUGGAAGUCUAUUGAUGUAACUGGAAAAAUACAAGAUCAUCAUCUCAUACUUAAGGAGAUAACAAUUGUUCUGAACGAUAUAGGGCCAGAAGAUGUGAUUCAGAUAGUCACUGAUAAUGGCAGCAACUUUAAGAAGGCUUGCAAGCUGUUGGCAGAGGAGUACCCUCACAUUGUGUGGCAGCCAUGUCUUGCCCACACGAUCAACCUCAUUCUUAAAGAUAUUGGAAAGUGGGAUGAUCACAAGGCCAUGAUUCAGAGUGCCCAAUAUAUUUGUCAAUGGUUAUACAAUUCUAAUAGUGUGCACUCCAUGUUUAAGAGUGCCACUGGUGGGGAGCUAGUUAAAUGGAAUGCAACAAGAUUUGGCACUAACUAUAUGUUUCUGGAGAGUUUUAUGAAGAAGAAAGAUCAAUUUAUGAUAUGGAUGAUGUCAACUGAAUAUAGAUCAUCACGCCACUACAAGACUGAAGCAGGCAAGUAUGCAUUCGAAUGCAUGACCUCUGUUCAAUGGUGGGCAAACAUGCAGUAUGUUAUUAAUGAUGUGGAGCCUCUCUAUUCUUUUUUGCGAUUUGCUGAUCAAGACAAGACUCCAACUUUGGGUGAAGUUCUUAUGGAGUACGGCAGCCUCAAGCGUACAUAUCAUACCCGGUUCCAUUCAGAUAUGGCAAGGUGUGACAGGAUCAUGGAAAUUGUUGACAGAAGGUUGGCUAGUGUGUUCGAAGGUACGUAUGCGCACACUGCUUGUGCCGUACACCCAUAUGCUUGUUAUGCGUUUGGAAUAUCAGAAAAUGUCUUUGGAGACCUUCGGAAAGGGCUGGAGAAACUUUUUGACAUCGACAGAGCAGCACGUGCACUACAAGAGUAUGAGCUCUUUCGUCGAAAACUUGGAGAAUUCUCAUCUGACCUUGCUGCGAGGAUGGCAAAAGAUAGAGGCACUUCUCCAGCUAGUUGGUGGGCUAUGUUUGGUUCAGAAACACCACAUCUUCAGAUAGCAGCUAAGCGACUACUCUCUCAAUGCGCAUCAUCAAGUGGAUGUGAAAGGAAUUGGAGUUCCUUUGCCUUUAUUCACACAAAGCUUCGCAACAGGUUAAGCAGCAUGAAGCUCCAUAAUUUGGUAUAUGUGCACUACAACCUUCGGCUUCGUAUUCAGCGUGCAACAGCUACAGUUGAGGCAAGUGAUUUCGAUCCUGCUACUAGCUUCAUGGAUCUCUCAUUGUAUCGGCAGACCAGGCCAAUUGAAGAAUGGAUGCAGCAUGGUAGAUCAAAUAGAGCACCAACCUUAGAUGAAGAUUCUGAUUUUGCCGACCCUCCUGUGCCUGCUCAGAUCUUGACUGACCUCGCACGUAGGGUGGGUGAGCCAGUAAAUGUUGAUGAUUGGGCCAGAGAGAAUAUUGGUGACACCCACCUAGGGAAAAGAAAGACCAAAAUUCCUCCAAAUCAGUCUAAACGAAAAAAACAAAGAAAGGGUGACGUUGAGGAGGAAAGCAUUGGCACUGACGAUACCACACCAGAGCCUAGUGAUGAUGGACAUGGUGGUAGUGGUGGUGAUGAUGAUGACGACGACGACGAUGACGAUGAUGGUGAUGGCAAUGAGGGUGGUGAUGACAAUGACGAUGAUGAUGGGGAUGAUCGUGGUGGUGCUUCUACUAGUGGUGCUCCAACUGGUGCUAUGAGAUUUACGGGAGAGACUGCCUUCACUCAUGCCACACAAGAUCAAGAUCAUGGAGCACCCAGCUCUCAACGUCGCACAAGAAGCAAUACUCGUCCAUUAGGCCCGUACGACGGUGAGGAUGAUGGUAGCUCUACCUCUGUCAGUUCCACCUACAGCUACCCGUCGGCACCCUCCUUUGUGUGGCCACCACAACCACAUCCGAUGGCUGUCCCUCCGCGUCCUCUAUAUGGAUAUCCCCAUAUGUACUAUCAAGGAUAUCUCCCAUAUGGAAAUCCUCACAUGUACUAUCAGGAAUAUCCCCCAGAGCAAGAUCCCUCCGAAUGAGUACCUAAGAUUCGACGUUACAAUGGGAGUCAUCAACAAUUUCCGGUCGGUCGUAAGGUUUUCCUAUGGGAAAACACCGAAAUAAAAAUUUUAGAGUAUAUUAUGUGUUAACUAUUUGAGACUUGUAUUAUUUGAACCUAUAUUUUAUUUGAACCUAUAAAUUGUGUUAACAAGUUGAACCUAUAUUUUAUUGCAUUUGGAUUGUGGUUUGUAUUGAUAUACAUAUGUUUUACGUCAAUUCUAUUAAUAUUUGCUUUGUAA